Knipowitschia caucasica is the source of this 1479-nucleotide messenger RNA. NCBI's taxonomy places the organism in Eukaryota, Metazoa, Chordata, Actinopteri, Gobiiformes, Gobiidae. The record is from the annotation of a GenBank genome assembly.
AUGCUCAGUGUGUUUUGUGUUUCUGUGCGCCUACACCGUCCCACACAGAGACGCACACGGGACAGAGGGGACAAACAGGACUACACAGGACCACACAGGACCACACAGGACCACACAGGACCACACAGGACCACACAGGGUCCAUACGGACAAGACACUGAGCCAUCACUUUCCUGGACACUGUGGACAACAUCUGGUGCAGCUUGUAAGAUGAAACCAUCAUGGUCGUGGCUCCUCCCCUUCCUGUCUGCAUCUUGCGUCCUCUCAUCUGAUCCACCCGGGGUCAAAAUCCGGAUCACAGACCGAGGCCUCAACAUGUUGAAGGCCGAGACGCAGCGCUUUGUGGAGCAGGAGAUCAGUGACAUCGUGAUGCCAGAGAUGAUGGGCAAAGAAGGCCGCUUCCAGUACACUAUCACAGACAUAAAGAUCAUUGCUCUGGACCUGACCAGCGUGGACCUGGCCUUCAUCCCGUCAGUGGGACUCCUGUUUCAGGUGCAGAACUCCUCCAUCACCCUGAGCUUCCAUCGCCGCAUCCUCUACUGGUUCUUCUAUGACACAGGGCUGAUAAACGCCUCUGCUGAGGGCGUGAACAUCCACACGGCCCUGACGCUGAUCCGGGAUCUGGACGGACGACUGAAGAUUGGCAACAUUACCUGUGACGCCCGGAUCAGCCGCAUGAGGGCGGAGUUCAGCGGGACACUUGGUAAAGUGUAUGACUUCCUGGCCAGCUUCCUGACCACCGGAAUGCGUUUCCUCUUGAACCAGAAGCUCUGCCCAGUGCUGGACCAUGCAGCGCUGGUCCAUGUCAACUCCAUGCUGGACACCAUCCCAGUGCGCUCUGAGGUGGACAGCUACAUCGGCAUAGACUACUCUCUGCUGAGUGACCCGCGUGUGUCCCAGCGCAGCCUGGACAUGGACUUCAGAGGCAUGUUCUUCAGCCUGGCCCACGAGCAGGAGCUGCUGCCCAACCUGGCCGUGGAGCCGCUGUUCCAGGAGUACGAGCGCAUGGUUUACCUGGGCCUGUCUGAGUACUUCUUCGACAGCGGCAUGUACUCCUACUACAAGGCCGGGGUGUUCAACAUGGACGUCUCCAAUGAGAGGAUGCCCAAAGACCUGGAGAUGCUGCUCAGGACCACAUACUUAGGAGCCAUAGUCAUGAUGAACGCAGCAUAUAUGGACGCUCCCAUCGCCCUGUACCUCACUGUGACAGCGCCUCCCAAAACCUCCAUCCGGACCUCAGGGGCCACCGUGUCUGUGACUGCCAACGUCCGCGUGAUGCUGCUGCCUGCCGGGAAGGAGCCCAUCCAGCUCAGCAGUAUGACCAUGGAGAACAAAUUCAACGCCAAAGUGUCGAUGAAAGGGAAGAGACUGGCCGUGCACGCUGACCUCAGGAGGUAUGGUUUCAACACAUUCAAUCAACAGAACCAAAACUGCAAAAAUAAAAUCAUUCUAAAACUAUAUAUACUGUAUUUGCUAUAA